GACGAAACACCACGCGGCUGAAAAGCGACCCCAGAGUACCAUCAUCCCAUCGACCCUUGAGGACACGCUGAUCGAACCCCUCGAGAGCCUCAAUCUCUUCCUGCUAUUGAAACAGCACCCUGUCGCUCCAUUUUACUGUAUCUGAACGACAUCUCUCGCUCUUUCUCGCCAUUGAACCCAACCUAUCAAGCUUGGCUUGCAUGAGCCUCCGUCCAAUUCCGGCCGACGACCUAACCACCAUCAACCACCUCUCCAUCGACGAAAGUCAACCACAACAACCAUCAGUUACUCGAUAUUGAAAGCGCAAACACGUAAAGGACACAGAAACAAACUUCAUCAUGCCCCCUCCACCUCCUCCGCCGCCACCGAUGCCUGCGAUGGGUGGCCCUCCUCCGCCUCCCCCGCCGCCAGGAGGCCCUCCUGGAGCUGGCAAUCUACCUUCGAGACCACCACCAGGAGGCAGAGGCGCUCUACUCUCCGACAUCACGAAAGGCAAGGCUCUCAAGAAAGCCGUUACGAACGAUAGAUCUGCGCCGGUAGUUGGGGGUUCGUCUGGUGGCGUUUCCUCCGGAGGACCGCCUCUAGGAGGUGCGCCUCCGGUCCCAGGCUUUGGUGGUGCCCCUAAACCUCCCGGUGGCCUCGCUCCUCCGGUGCCCGGAAAUCGAGCUAGAAGCAAUAGCGACCAGAGCGGGCGAGAAAGCGCGCCUGCACCGCCCUCACAGGCAGCACCGCAAUUAGGGGGUCUCUUUGCGGGAGGUAUGCCGAAGCUGCGGAAGACUCGCGGCGCCGUUGAUACCGGUGCUUCUAUGGACUCGUCAUAUCUGUCGGAUCCCGAGAGCAAUGUGCGGUCGUCCUCUGCGCCGAAGCCACCCACAUUCGGAGCACCAAAACCUCCUGGCGGUGCGGCGCCGGCCCCGCCGGGAAGGCCGCCUUUACCCCCUCCCAACGCCGCACCGGCCCUGCCACCAUCCAUUGCCAACUUGCGCAAGACGCCCAGCGAUCUACCUCGGCCAGGCUCUUCAGCAUCGAUGAAAGGGCCUCCGCCUCCUAUAGGCAAGAAGCCGCCGCCACUGCCAGCAUCCCGGAAGCCCUCGACUACGCCCAGCCACCCACCUCCAUUACCUGGAUCGCCAGCUCCAGGAGCACCCCCUCCACCACCUCCAUCGUCUGCUCCAGCACUUCCGUCCGCACCCCCCUCGGCGCCGCCACCGCCCCCUGCUGCUGCUGCUCCCAGAGCUCCAGCGCCAUCGCCUCCGUCGAGGUCCCCAGCACCUCCACCUCCUCCACCGGCCUCAAACGGACCUUCGCCGCUGGCAAUGCAAGCCGCUUUACGAGCAGCCGGACAGGCAUCUCCAAGUGCUGCUCCACCGCCUCCCCCAUCGGCGGCUCCCUCGCCCCCCGCCUCUGCACCUCCUCCACCAGCAGCACCCCCUACGAGGGCCCGUGCUGGUUCUGGUCUACGAUCUUCUAUGCUAGAUCCAAGCGCCUUCACUCUUGCUCCCAAUGGUGCCAAGAGUCCAAGCCCUACUCGAACGAACACGAUGAGCAGUCUCAAUGUCGGUGGUGGGGGUCAACGAUACAUCGUGCAGGAUCCUCGAUGGAAGUUCCAGGAUGAUGCCAUGUUGCCAAAGCCAAGGGACUUUGUAGGCGGUCCCCGACGAUACAGAGCCGGCAGAGGUAGCAGUGUUCCUCUUGAUCUCAGCGCCCUAUAAGGGGGUCGGACUAGAUACGGAUUAUUCCGCAGCCUAAUUAGCGUCAGGCUCAAUCAAAGUUUGGGUCUAGAAUGGCGGACAGCCUCGGGCAAUCUACAUGAAUCAAACGAUCUGCACUGCUAUGGUUCUUGGUGGAAACGCGUCCCUUGUUGAUGCAUGGAAGUCAUCCGGCUGAGAUUUCUCGCAGAAGACGGAGACGGUUCAAUUUCGACGCCUUUGGCCGGUGGGCUAUUGUUAGUCGCCAAAUUGAGGAUAUUCUGGAGGAUUCGGACUCCGCAAAAUCUUAUACAACGGGACAAGCAUUCGCAACACAUCCUGAAGGCGUCGUCGUAUCGGCAUUUCUUGGCCCCGUUACCUUGGCGAAAAGAUCGACUGAGACGAAUCUAGAUCUCUCGGACGUACUCGUCUUGGGAAAUCUCUUGGUUUUCUUGGUAUUCUUGGUACCAAGAACCAUGGUUGCUUGUCGAAUGCUUGUACUCAACGUCCUCUUCUUCGGACGGAACGGGGGGUUUCUACAGAUUCUCUUACAGGGCCGUCAGGGACUUUGAGGGGCAGACGGGCUUGGCAUGCAAGCAAGCCUUCGCAGCGAUAUGGAGAGGGAAGAAGAGCAAAGGAUCACGUCAUUCAAGAGAGCCAUCACGCUAGCGAGACGCUCAGUCUUUGGUGUUAGACAUUGGUAGAAAUCAGAUUCCUUACAAGAUCCGGCUAGAUUCUAAACCUGAUCGUUGCUGGUAUAUUGAUUAUCAACCGCUCCAUCUUGAACCAAAUGGGUGACACAAGUAUUGAAGUGGAUCCGUCGUUGCGUAUUAGUCACGUCCGUCCGUCUUCGAGGCGGCCCUCGUCCACCUCAAUCCCUGAAUGCUAGUCACCUCCGUAUAGGCCCGAUGGGAAGAACAUUCAACCCAGCACGAUCACGAUCACGAUCCUACUUUUCACAGAUUGAUAAUGAUGACCCCUCAUGUUGUCCAGUUGAACCUGGCAUGCUUCACCAACGGGGCACGUGAAUCGAAGCAACUCGGUUCAACUUUCCGACUCAGGCAGUAGUAGAAGACCCCAUCGCGUCUUCAACGAUCAGACGAAGGAGUUCACCUAGUGACACAAAACGCAACACAGCCUCGUCGACGCAAUUGGUAAUCAGAUCUUUCGUUCUGCCCUUGAACUUUUUUGACAAACUCGCGACAAGAGACUAAAAAAGUUGAGACGAGACUCUCUCUCUCUCUCGCCCGGGCCCGCGUAAAGUUGACCGGUUGAGCCAAGUCUCAGCAUCUGUAACCGAAACUUGCUUCGGCGCGAACCUCCAAAAAAAGAACUUGACGUUGAAAAGAAGAGAUAAGAGAAAGACUAUCCGUAGAAACCUCAGAAG
Molecule: messenger RNA, 3075 nt
Organism: Colletotrichum scovillei
Lineage: Eukaryota; Fungi; Ascomycota; Sordariomycetes; Glomerellales; Glomerellaceae
Product: proline-rich
Exons: 2
Coding region: 339-1712 (457 amino acids)
Molecular function (GO): actin binding
Source: RefSeq, a predicted model, not a curated record